This is a messenger RNA of Erigeron canadensis, 567 nucleotides long. RefSeq names its product zinc finger BED domain-containing protein RICESLEEPER 2-like. The transcript has 2 exons. Gene Ontology annotation, molecular function: DNA binding; protein dimerization activity. The record is from RefSeq and is a predicted model, not a curated record. NCBI's taxonomy places the organism in Eukaryota, Viridiplantae, Streptophyta, Magnoliopsida, Asterales, Asteraceae. The coding region runs from base 1 to 567 and encodes 188 amino acids.
AUGGAAGUUUUUGAUGUUGAUUCUCAUCUUCGGGAAUGGGAAAACGAUGUAAAGUUUUGUGUCAUGGUCGGUAAAAUGAGGGAGAAGUUUAAUAAGUAUUGGGGAGAUUUCAUGAAUCUCAACAUGUAUACUUACUUUGCAUUGAUUUUAGAUCCUUAUAUAAAGAUGCAAAGCGUUAGAAAUGGGAUUGAAAUUUUGAUGUCUUAUGAUCAGAAACCUGAAAUUAUGAACGAUGAGUUUGAUUGUAUGGUUGACGAUAAGAAAGGUCUCAAUGAGAAGGCAUUUGGGGACUUGUAUGCUCAAUACAAAGCAAGAGAGGGUGAAAGGUCUAGAAUUCCAUCAAAGAAGCUGGUAAAUGAAGUUGCACCAAGUCAAAGCAAAGCUGUGAAUGAUUUCUUAUUUGGAAGAGAGGGUGGGUCAUAUAAAGUAGCAACUGAGUUAGAGAAGUAUUUAAACGAGCCACGUGAAGAACUUCAUCCCGGGUUUGAUAUACUACUUUGGUGGAAACUUAAUGGUCCAAGAUUUCCCACUUUAGCAAAGACGACGAAAGAUAUUUUAGCACUAUAA